Molecule: messenger RNA, 879 nt
Organism: Triticum turgidum subsp. durum (durum wheat)
Lineage: Eukaryota; Viridiplantae; Streptophyta; Magnoliopsida; Poales; Poaceae
Source: the annotation of a GenBank genome assembly
AUGGACGGGACGAGGCGCGGGAGGCGGCUCCUCGUGUCGCUCUGCUUCCUCUGCCUGGCCGUGCUGCUCCCCGGCGCGCUGCUGGCGUCGCCGGCGGCCGGGAGGAAGCGGCGGCAGGCCGGGUUCGACCACUACGUGCUGGCCCUGCAGUGGCCCGGCACCGUCUGCCGCCAGACCAACCACUGCUGCAGCUCCAACGGCUGCUGCCGAUCAAACCCUCUCAACUGGUUCACGAUCCAUGGGCUGUGGCCGCAGUACAGCUACGGUGGGUGGCCGUCGUGCUGCAGGCCAACCACCACGUUCAACAUGAACAAGAUCGCGAUGCUGAGGCCGAUCCUGGAGAAGUACUGGCCGUCGCUCUACUGCGGCGACACCUCCACCUGCUUCGGCGGGAGAGGCCCCUUCUGGGCCCACGAGUGGGCGACUCAUGGAACGUGUGGCUACCCGGAGAUACAGGACGAGUACGACUACUUCUCCACGGCGCUCUACCUCUACAGCAAGUACAACGUCACGAAAGCUCUGCGGAAAGCGCAGAUCUACCCGCGGAACGGCCGCAAGUACGCGGUGGCGCACAUCGUGGACGCCAUUGACCACGCCUUCGGCCGGCUGCCGCACCUCGUCUGCAAGAACGGCUCCGUGCAGGAGCUCAGGCUCUGCUUCCACAAGGACUACCAGAUUGUCCUACAGCAGGAGAAGCCAUUGCCCUCGCUACGUCACCCUCCCAUCCUACAAACAGUCUGCGUCGGGGAACGCCACGGAGGGCCGCCUGCGGAACCCAGCGGAGAAUCAGCCGCGCGUACACGGGCAGAGCUACCUAUAACUGACCGUCACGGCCGGGCGCUGUCGGACUGCUCCAUCGAAGUGUGUCCUGAAGCCUGA